Condylura cristata (star-nosed mole) is the source of this 3236-nucleotide messenger RNA. RefSeq names its product transducin-like enhancer of split 1 (E(sp1) homolog, Drosophila) (gene TLE1). Lineage: Eukaryota; Metazoa; Chordata; Mammalia; Eulipotyphla; Talpidae. Bases 445 to 2757 code for a protein of 770 amino acids. Gene Ontology annotation, cellular component: transcription regulator complex; nucleus. Gene Ontology annotation, biological process: negative regulation of canonical Wnt signaling pathway; regulation of DNA-templated transcription. The record is from RefSeq and is a predicted model, not a curated record. Gene Ontology annotation, molecular function: protein binding; transcription corepressor activity. The transcript has 20 exons.
GGAGAAGAGCGGAGGAAAGCAGCCCGCCUGGAUUUGUUUGCCCUGGACGGGUGCCGCGCACGCGGAUCUCCACGGGGAGCGCGGCCGGAAUCACCGCGCCCCCACCUCCCCUCCCGGGAGGCCGAGACCCUCGGAUAGGAGUGCAGCCCCCGAGCCCUGUUUGUGGACGCCGGCGACGCCGCGCAGUUUCUGGGUGCAGCCGGGCCCAGGGUGCCCGUAAUGUGGCCCUGAUCGCGGGAGCCCGCACCGGCGGGACCAGGAGCCACCCGGCGCCCAGUGGCCGGUGCGCCUUGCCCAGCGCGCCUGCGUGCGUGGCCAGCGCGCCCCCAGUGCUCUGGUCUUUUGCUUGGCAUCCCGGCUUAAUUUUUCUCGGCGGGAUUAAAGUUGGAAAUUGAGCGGAGAAUUGAGUUCCCCGGGAACAGAGCCGCGGCCGCCGCCAGAGCGAUGUUCCCGCAGAGUCGGCACCCGACGCCGCACCAGGCUGCAGGCCAACCCUUCAAGUUUACUAUCCCGGAGUCCCUGGACCGGAUUAAAGAGGAAUUCCAGUUCCUGCAGGCGCAGUAUCACAGCCUUAAAUUGGAAUGUGAGAAACUGGCAAGUGAAAAGACAGAAAUGCAGAGGCACUAUGUGAUGUAUUAUGAAAUGUCAUAUGGAUUAAACAUAGAAAUGCAUAAACAGACUGAAAUCGCCAAGAGAUUGAAUACGAUUUGUGCACAAGUCAUCCCAUUUCUGUCUCAGGAACAUCAACAACAGGUGGCCCAGGCCGUGGAACGUGCCAAGCAGGUGACCAUGGCGGAGUUGAAUGCUAUCAUCGGGCAGCAGCAGCUGCAAGCUCAGCAUCUUUCUCAUGGCCAUGGACCCCCAGUUCCCCUCACGCCUCACCCUUCGGGACUUCAGCCUCCUGGAAUCCCACCCCUCGGGGGCAGUGCCGGCCUCCUGGCACUGUCCAGUGCUCUGAGUGGGCAGUCUCACUUGGCAAUAAAAGAUGACAAGAAGCACCACGAUGCAGAACACCACAGAGACAGAGAACCGGGCACGAGUAAUUCCCUCUUGGUCCCUGACAGUCUAAGAGGCACAGAUAAACGCAGAAAUGGGCCUGAAUUUUCCAAUGACAUCAAAAAAAGAAAGGUGGAUGAUAAGGACUCCAGCCACUAUGACAGUGAUGGUGACAAAAGUGAUGAUAACCUAGUUGUGGAUGUUUCUAAUGAGGACCCUUCUUCUCCUCGAGCAAGCCCCGCCCACUCACCCAGGGAAAAUGGAAUCGACAAAAACCGUCUGCUAAAGAAAGAUGCUUCCAGCAGCCCAGCUUCCACGGCCUCCUCAGGAAGUUCCACUUCUUUGAAAUCCAAAGAAAUGAGCUUGCAUGAAAAAGCCAGCACGCCUGUUCUGAAAUCCAGCACACCGACGCCUCGGAGUGACAUGCCAACGCCGGGCACCAGUGCGACUCCAGGCCUCCGUCCAGGGCUCGGCAAGCCUCCAGCCAUGGACCCCCUUGUGAACCAAGCGGCGGCAGGCCUGAGGACGCCCCUGGCUGUGCCCGGCCCGUACCCCGCACCCUUCGGGAUGGUGCCCCACGCGGGCAUGAACGGGGAGCUGACCAGCCCCGGCGCCGCCUACGCCGGCCUGCACAACAUCUCCCCGCAGAUGAGCGCCGCCGCGGCCGCCGCCGCCGUGGUGGCCUAUGGGCGAUCCCCGAUGGUUGGGUUUGAUCCUCCCCCUCACAUGAGAGUACCUACAAUCCCGCCAAACUUGGCAGGAAUCCCUGGUGGGAAACCUGCAUACUCCUUCCACGUCACUGCAGAUGGUCAGAUGCAGCCUGUCCCUUUCCCCCCCGAUGCUCUCAUUGGACCCGGAAUCCCCCGACAUGCUCGCCAGAUCAACACCCUGAACCACGGGGAGGUGGUGUGUGCGGUGACCAUCAGCAACCCCACGAGACACGUGUACACAGGGGGGAAGGGCUGCGUCAAGGUCUGGGACAUCAGCCACCCUGGCAAUAAGAGCCCGGUCUCCCAGCUCGACUGUCUGAAUAGAGAUAACUACAUCCGUUCCUGCAAGUUGCUCCCCGACGGUUGUACCCUCAUUGUGGGAGGGGAAGCCAGUACUCUGUCCAUUUGGGACCUCGCGGCUCCCACCCCUCGCAUCAAGGCGGAGCUGACGUCCUCGGCCCCCGCCUGCUACGCCCUGGCCAUCAGCCCUGACUCCAAGGUCUGCUUCUCGUGCUGCAGUGACGGCAACAUCGCCGUGUGGGACCUGCACAACCAGACACUGGUGAGGCAAUUCCAGGGCCACACAGACGGGGCCAGCUGUAUUGACAUUUCCAAUGAUGGCACCAAGCUCUGGACGGGCGGCCUGGACAACACGGUCAGGUCCUGGGACCUGCGCGAAGGGCGGCAGCUGCAGCAGCACGACUUCACCUCGCAGAUCUUCUCCCUUGGAUACUGCCCGACGGGGGAGUGGCUGGCUGUGGGCAUGGAGAGCAGCAACGUGGAAGUUCUCCACGUCAACAAGCCCGACAAGUACCAGCUGCAUCUCCAUGAGAGCUGCGUGUUGUCCCUCAAAUUUGCUUAUUGUGGUAAAUGGUUUGUGAGUACUGGGAAAGAUAACCUUCUCAAUGCUUGGCGGACCCCCUACGGAGCUAGUAUAUUCCAGUCCAAAGAGUCCUCAUCUGUGCUUAGCUGUGACAUCUCUGUGGAUGAUAGGUACAUAGUCACUGGCUCAGGGGACAAGAAGGCCACAGUCUACGAAGUCAUCUACUGAAACAUGUGGUUGAAUGUUAAUAGUUGAAUUGGGCCAAAAUGUUUUGAAUUUGUAGAAAUAGAAAAGUUGUAACUUUAAAAGAAAAACCACAAAAACCUGUUUCCAAGCCUUGACACAAAACUACUUUGAGUCUACAAAGAGGUAGCGGUGACAAGCCUAUCGACAGAAGGUCACUACUACCUAGACCAAAUGGAACGCCUAGGCGAGGUGGACAGAGGGGCCAAGGGUUGAGGCUUGAGGAACGGACCCUGCUGACCGGGCGGAGCCUGCGCUCUUCUGUGUGACCUGCCGAGAUGACCUUUCUGUUCCCUGCUUCCCCUCACCUUCCGUCCUUGGUAGAGCAGUGGUGUCUUCCAGUGAACUUGUUUCCUGGUUUUGCAUCUUGUGAAAUGUUUUUUUGUAUUUUUGUUGAAGGUUAAACAUUUGUAUAAAUUGUAAAUAUAUUUGGUUUAUUACAGUAAAGGCUUUAGUACCAAUAA